AUCAUCCAGCAGUACCACUUUAUGUUUGACCUCUGAUAAAUUUGUUGAAGAAAAACCCAACAGACAAGGGAAGUCCGACUGGUCUACAUUAGUGUUGUCCUUCAACAUAAAGUAGCUGGAGAGGUGAUUUUGGUUGACCACGAAGAUGAAGUAUACAUGCUACUAGGUACUAGUUAGUCGGUUUGUUAUUGUGGUACUGAAGCGUUGGAGAAUAAGAGCGAAAUGACCCGUUUGGCGUACUUCAGCACGUGCUGUAUAGUGUUUGUAGGUGUUUUGGCAGUGGUUAGCUGUGAGAAAUAUAAAUUAUGCAUUGUUGAUGGCAAGGGAAGUUUAAAAAAAUCUCAACGAUAUUGUCCAGAUCUCGAUGUAGCUGAUAGUAAGGUGGAAUGUGUUGUGGCACCAGAUAGAACUGACUGUCUCAGACAAAUACUUAAAGGUAAAGCAGACUUUUCGGUAUUCUCUCCAGAAGAUCUGGUAGCGGCAAACAAUGAAGGAGUACAAAUUCUAGUCACAAAUGAACUGAGAUAUGUAAAUACACCUUUCGAUUAUGAAGUCGUUGCUGUAGUUGAUAAGAAAUCUGGGAUAAAAAGCCGACAUGAUCUUAAAGGAAAGAAUUACUGCCAUCCUGGUCAUGGUUAUGAAACCGACUGGACAAAGAUUCUGGCAAACUUCUUUGAAGCAUCUGUGACCACUCCAUCAUGCGAUCCAUUACUAUCGUUAUCUGAGAACAGAGUUAAAGCCACAUCUGACUUUUUUGGAGCAGCUUGUAAGGCUGGACCUUGGGUACAUGAUCCCAUCCUUGAUAUACAAUUAAAGAGAAAAUAUACAAAUCUUUGCGAUCUUUGUGGCGAUCCCGAAAAAUGUUCAAUGGAUGAUAAAUAUUGGGGACGAAGAGGAUCCCUAUACUGUCUCACAGAUGGAGCCGGAGAUAUCAGUUGGGCUCGUUUGGACGAUGUCAGACCUCAUUUCGGAUUGGUUCCUGGAUCUCCAGAAGCAUCAGCAGACGGAUACUAUUUCUUAUGUCCCAACGAUUCUAUAAUGCCUCUAAACAGUACAAAUCCUUGCGUUUGGGUUGUUAAACCAUGGCCAGUUGUAGCAACUAGAAGGACGGUAGCAGACGACAUUCAAAAAAUAGUAAGUCCCUUAUCACACAGUGACAGAAUUUCGUGGAGAUACAGUUUACUGAUGCUUCUUGAAACGGCUUAUACAACGUUUUACAAGCUGCCAAACAUCGAUCCUAUCGAGACCUAUUUGGACCACGCAACAGGUUAUCUUAGUGCCAAUAGCUUCUCAGGCUGCCAUCCCCCACGUACUAUAACAAUCUGCACAACUUCCAUUAAAGAACAUGCAAAGUGUUCCUGGAUGCGAGAAUCGGCCUCAGUGUAUGGUAUUGAACCGGAUUUGGAGUGUGUUAAAGCAGAUAACAAGACUCACUGUAUGUGGGCUUUAAACAACAACAAUCACAACCAAUACAUUGCUGAUGUCGUUAUCGUACCGACGGAUCUAGUUCAUCAAGCACAAACAAAGUAUAAUCUUACAACACUCUUCUACGAAACCGUCUUGGACAAUGAAAAAUACAUCACCGUAGCAGCAACAACAAGCAAAACAAAAAUGACCAGUAUGGAAGACGUAAGAGGCAAGAAAAUUUGCUUCCCUGUCUACGAUGGUGUUGCUUGGAAUACCGUAAAGAACGUUUUGUUCAACAAAUCUGUUAUCCACAACUGCCCAUUGGAUAAAGAAAUGGCUAACUUCUUUGGACCUAGUUGUACACCUGGUGUUCCUAAGCGAAGUGGUUUUGAAAAGCUGGAAGAGUUAUGUCAAGGUGAUACUUUUGAUGGAGAACUUGGAGCCCUACAUUGCUUGGCUAGUGGAAAGGGAGAUGUGGCUUUCGUGUCCCAAAAUUCUAUUUCUAAAUUUAUGGCAGCCUACCAUGCAAACGAAGUAGUCCAGAUACAAGCGAGUUGCAUAAACAAAACAUCAGCGUGCCACCUGAGUUGGGCGCCUGUUGGUCAAGCCAUGGUAAGGGGCAACGCUACAGAACUCUGGAAGAAAGACACCCUAGAUGUUUUCCUACAACUAGACGAACUUUUCGGGAAAAACUACAAAUCUACGACGAAUGCGUUUACUAUGUUCGGAAGAUAUGACGACGAACAUGACUUACUGUUCCACGAUGUGACAGAGAAGUUGAGAACUGUACCGACCCUUAAAGAAAACGAUCCAAUGCCGUUUGUGUACGAAACCUCUUUAAAUAGUGACCGUCAAUGUUUGAUGUCUGGUUCGAGUAAUAGUAGAUUUACAUUUUCAUUGUUUUUAUUUGUGACUUGUUUAUAUUUAGUUUAUUCCGUUAAGAAUGUUUUACUGUGAGUCGACAAUGGCAGCGCAUUGGGCACUAUAGAUAAUACAAGUUUACAAGAAAGGCGAGCGUCUGUUCGUUUUGCGAUUGUUUUAUAUUCCUGUUUGAAUACAUUGGAUUAUUUUAAAACUAACCUUCUUGCUUUAAUCCUAUGUAGAUUAAAUAAUACGACAUCUUUGUAUGUAGAUAAAGAAUCAAAAUGUAGUCUUAUCAAAAUCUUCUACUAGUGCACAAUGACGCUGUUGUUAUAUUCAACUGAUUACUACUGUGAUAUAUGAUCUGAAUGUAAAAAUAAAGUGUUUUAAGUAUA
Molecule: messenger RNA, 2663 nt
Organism: Diabrotica virgifera virgifera (western corn rootworm)
Lineage: Eukaryota; Metazoa; Arthropoda; Insecta; Coleoptera; Chrysomelidae
Product: transferrin
Exons: 10
Coding region: 223-2364 (713 amino acids)
Biological process (GO): protein targeting to ER
Cellular component (GO): signal recognition particle receptor complex
Source: RefSeq, a predicted model, not a curated record